Messenger RNA from Gossypium arboreum, 842 nucleotides. RefSeq lists its product as uncharacterized. Gene Ontology annotation, cellular component: nucleus. The coding region runs from base 280 to 669 and encodes 129 amino acids. The record is from RefSeq and is a predicted model, not a curated record. The transcript has 5 exons. Lineage: Eukaryota; Viridiplantae; Streptophyta; Magnoliopsida; Malvales; Malvaceae. Gene Ontology annotation, molecular function: RNA binding.
AAAGUCAUUAAAGGAUUUAAAAACAGUGAAGACAAAAAAAUCCGAAUCAUGACCGGAUUGAGGUGGUGGACAAGUCUGCCAACUAUUACUAUUACUUAGAAUUCAGUUCCCAAGACAGUGAUAAACCCUAGCUAGUGAAUAGCCACCACCAAGCUUAAAAACAGACCUCACAAAAGUCGGAAUUGGUUUGUUGGUAGGAUUGAUUGACUACUACUCUGCAGAUUUCGUCCCAUUUGCAGAGUCAGAGGCUGAGAUUUAGGGUUUAGCAGAAGUCUGUAAAUGGAAGAAAUCACCCAAGGUGUCAACAACAUCAACUUGGUCGCCGAUUCCCACAAGAAUCGGAUUCAAGUCUCCAAUACCAAGAAGCCCUUGUUUUUCUACGUUAAUCUUGCCAAGAGGUAUAUGCAGCAGCACAAUGAGGUGGAGUUGUCUGCCCUUGGCAUGGCUAUUGCAACUGUUGUCACAAUUGCAGAAAUUCUGAAAAACAACGGUUUAGCUGUUGAGAAGAAGAUCACAACCUCAACAGUUGACAUGAAGGAGGACUCAAGAGGGCGACCAGUCCAAAAAGCAAAGAUUGAGAUAUUGUUGGGGAAGACAGAAAACUUUGAUGAAUUAAUGGCAGCUUCUGCUGAAGAAAGAGAGAUUGUGGAUGGAGAAGUGCAGGGUUGAAACUUGAAGAAGUUUGUUUGUUAGUUUGUGGUGGCCAGUUCUUAUUGUCACUGUAUGGUUAAAUGUUAAGGCAAAUUUGGUUUCUUACACAUUGUAGGUGUUGAGUUAUCUUGGUUUGUUUCAAAUAUUCAAUUUUUUUAUCUGAUUAAUUUUUGGCUUCUAUUUUCCCAAAA